CCGAUAUGAGUAUCUUAAAAUCUUCCCUACAGAAAACCACUCGAUUGACACUCAAUAUAUCUCGGUCUUGCUCAGUUGUUUCUUCUAGCUCUGCAAAAAGCGUUAUUGACGAAACGGCUGGGAAACAAUUUCUUGAACAAUACAUAGAGGCCGACUAUCCUCACAAAAUAACAGGCCUACACAAACUGUUACAGAAUACGACUGUACUGUACCCGAAUAAAGUGCCCUUAUAUAGUACCGGGUUACAUAAAUGGCGCCCUGGAUGCGGAACUUUGCGAGUGUGGCAUCAAGUUUUUGGCGAAGAUACUCUCAGUAGGUUUGACCAGAACUCGAAAGUGAUUGUCAUCGAUGGGCCAAAGUUUGCAGGAAAGACAAAGCUAGCAAAAGACCUUGCGAAAGGUCUAAACAUGAGAUACUUCCCGAAAGUGACUGAAACCUGGGCACAAGAAGUAGGUUUUGAUGGGGAAAUUGACGCAGAUUGGAAAUGGAAUAUGUUCACUAGCAUGCAAAAGUUCUACGAAGAUCCCAAGUCAGCAUGUGGGCAUUCUGCCAGGCUGCAAUUUGUGAUAUUCUUCAAUAGUUUCAGGCAGUAUAUUAAUAAUUUACUGCACUUACUGGGAACAGGACAGGGAGUCGUGAUGGAAAAGAGUGUGUUCAACAACUGGGCUGAUAAAGAUGCCCUACUUGAAAUGGACUACAUCACCCCGAGGUUCCACGCGUGGCUGGGAGCGCGUGAGAGGUUCUUGCUUGAUACUUUACUGCCGCCUCAUCUUUUGAUAUAUCUGGACGUAUCGCCGGAAGAGACAUACAAACGGGUACAGGAGUUUGGGAAUGCCUACGAGAAGAAAGUUGACAAAAAGUACUUAGAAAGUGUGGAUAAAUUCAACAAGUUUCACCUGCCGGAACUGAACAAACGUUUCAAUACCGUAACAGUUCAGUACGACUGGAACAAAAGGGGAAACUCUGAGCAAGUUUUGGACGACUUCGAACUUCUGGAUUUCAGUGGCAUUAAGUGGUGGGAAAAAUAUAACACAAAUGAUAUGUACGAAAUGAGAGUGAACUACCAGAACAAGGCGAUGAUAGAGGCGGACUGGUUAUCAUUAGGUCCUAACCAGCCCGAGAUUGCCUUUUCUCCACUAUACGCAGAACAAUUUGAAUUUGAUUUAUACAAAAAAGGAGAGAAGAAAAAGAUGCUUCGAAGAGAUUGGCUUGAUCCCGUAUUCGUUGAAUAACUAAACUAACCGAAGGGACGAAUGACUGUAUGAUCUAAGUAGAAUUUAAAUUGUUACACAUUUG
This is a messenger RNA of Symsagittifera roscoffensis, 1296 nucleotides long. Its product is annotated as NADH dehydrogenase [ubiquinone] 1 alpha subcomplex subunit 10, mitochondrial-like. Gene Ontology annotation, biological process: mitochondrial electron transport, NADH to ubiquinone. The record is from RefSeq and is a predicted model, not a curated record. Gene Ontology annotation, cellular component: cytoplasm. NCBI's taxonomy places the organism in Eukaryota, Metazoa, Xenacoelomorpha, Acoela, Convolutidae. Bases 6 to 1232 code for a protein of 408 amino acids. The transcript has a single exon.